This is a messenger RNA of Drosophila ficusphila, 2748 nucleotides long. RefSeq lists its product as uncharacterized. The record is from RefSeq and is a predicted model, not a curated record. The transcript has 6 exons. NCBI's taxonomy places the organism in Eukaryota, Metazoa, Arthropoda, Insecta, Diptera, Drosophilidae. Bases 283 to 1800 code for a protein of 505 amino acids.
GACGUGAACUCGCGAGCGGCCAACACGUAAGCGGCGCGUUGUGCAGCUGUUUAAAAAAAGACAGCCAAACAGAAAAAAAAUAGCGGCAACAACAAAAACCCAACUCGAUAAUAGGCAGCGGCGCAACUGAAGUGUGAAUUCAUAUAUUGAGGUUAUGUAACGCAAAAUAGAAAAUACGCGAAAACAAAACGCAGUUGCAUUAAGUCAGGUCACACGCUCACCUCAAGAAAAUAACGAUAAUUUCAAGCACGCGCCUUCGGUUAAGCAAAUUCCGCAUUCGCAAUGGAGGAGGCUAAAGCUCAAGCGCAGGCGCAAAGUCAUCCUUUGGAGGAUGUUUCCCUCAAUGGAAACGACGACGAGAAGCAGACGCCCAAAAAUUGGGUUAAAUUCGACGAUGAGGCAGAUAGCGGUGAAAAAAACAAUAACAGUAACGACAGCAGUGCCACACAGCAACCACAACAACAACAACAACAAGAACAGCAGCAGCAACAACAAAACAAGUUAACUCUGCCGCCACCGCCGUCGGUGGUUAGCAGCAACAACAGGCGGGCGCGCUCGCGCAGUCCGUCGACAAUAACAACAACAACACCUGUCCAGCGACCGGCCGUUUCCUCGACCACAGCUGCAACAGCGGGCGAGGUACAGGCCCCUCUGCCGGAUGUGGCACCCGCUGUCUUGACAACCGAGAGCACGCACGUUAAUCUCAGUGCAUCCGGCAGUGGCAUUGUCAGCGGCUCAAGUGCGAAUGCGAGUGCCAGUGCAACUGGAUCAGGAUCUGGACCGGCACGCCACCCCGCGCAGCUAAUAAACCAAAAAGCCUCCGCUGCCCCCGCUCCAUCCCCUGCUCCAGCUGCAUCUUCGAGCCAUCAUCACAAUGGAGGCGGUGCAAAUGGUACUGGAAUUAGCCAGCCGGCGGACCAGGGAUCCGGGAUGCGCACAAUUGAACUUUCAACGGGACGCAUCCGCGAAGGAUUCGCAAAUGGCGAUGUGAUUGUCACACUUUUGCCGGCCAACACGAAGUGGCCGUGGAUAACGCCUGCCAUAUUCCGACCUGAGCUGGUGCCCGAGGAGCUGAUGGCUCAGGGCCUGACGCUCACCGUGGAGGACUACGUGAAUGCGAUGGAGACACUGGUUAAUGAUUACCGCUUCACGGUGUACAACAUUUGCUACAAGCGCAUCCUGGUCUGCUGGAUCCUUUUCGCCUUUGCAGUCCUGCUGGCUCUGCUCUUUUCUGGGCUUCAGGGCGUGGCACUUUUUGCUCUGGGCGUAGGAUGGCUCUUCCUGAACGCUGCAGCUAUUUUCCUGUGCAUGUGGGUGAAGUUGCGCCUGUCGAGAGGCCUUGAAAAAUGUCUGGCGCGAGUGAACCGCCAGCUGAUGCGCCACAAGAUCCUUUUGGUGCUCGACGACCGAGGACGCAUUUCCUGCCACAAGGUGAACCUUUGUUUUAUGUACUUCGAUGCCACGCAAUGUGUGAGCUUUUUGAACGAGUUCCUGGAGCACACGGAGCAGACUGGCGGCGAAGCCAUCAAGGCGGGCUGGGAGGCAAAGUUGGACAUUGACCUCAACGAUAUUGUCAUUCAGGGCAGCCAACCGGUGCGAAUGCCCCGCAAGCAGGAGCGCGGCAUGCAGCUGUUCCUGCGCUACGGAUCCCGCUGGGGCAUGGAGGCCCUCCGGGGAUUGGUGGAUGUGACCCCUUUGGAGCCGGGACGCCACUGCGGACAGUUCCAGUGCCCCUGCCAGUACAUCAAAGAGCACCUGCAGUGCAAACCGCGAGGUGCGAGGCGAUUGUAUCUGUGCUAAACAGCAGAUCCUCAUAUUCCCUCGAGUGCGGAAAAGACUUUUUUUUCGGAGGGGGUAAGUAUAUGCAGUUUUGGCGCGAUUUGAAAACGAAACUCAUUCCACCAACAGUGCUCUCACGAACCGAACAAAAUUAAAAACAAAACCCGAUUUCACGCUCCAAUAAAACAAAUUUAAACUCUUGCGGCAGAGGCGGCGUGUGGCCAGAAUGCGCCAUUAAGUUUCCCCCCAAAAGCCCAAAUCCAAACGCAGGCCAAAACCGAAAACCAAACCCAUUUGCCGUGAAACUCUCGAGGAACUCGUUAGCCCAACUGCACUCCAAUCGACAGCGAGUCAAACGAGGUGCAGCCCGUGGCCAAAGGCAUUCUGGCACCAGGGGCGCGUAAACUAAUCGCAAACAAACAAACAAACAUUCGCACUCCAGCCAACUUCAACCCACACACAAUCAUUACGCUCAUUCAAAAAAAAAGCAAAAAAAAAAAUACACACAAAAAAACAACAAAAAGCAGAUCCGGGGCUCAUCAAAGUUUCGCUGGCUCGACUGCUAGUGCUGCUGCUGCAUUUUUCGGAAAUUCAAUUCAUUUGUGUAAUUUUCAUUUGAAUUACAGCCAUCAAAAGUGCCAUGGUUAGAGAAGGGGGCGGCCAUUCUGGUGGGCGUGGCAAGCGCUGAUGGCCCGCACUUUGUGAGGUUUUUACGAGGGAAUGCGAAGCUGGUUUCUCUCACUGAAGCCAAUUUAAAAUAAGUUUUCGUUGAAUUGUUUUAAGCUUCCUUGUUGGAUUUGUUUGCUUUGUUCUAUUUUAUUAAAAGUUAUUGUGUUUAAAAGUGUGCGAUUUGUAUUUGAUUUAAUAUUUUUAAAACCGCGUUGAAAAUUCUAAUAUAAUCAUUGUAAAAUUGUCAUACGUUUAAAAAUAUGGUCUCAUUUAAAUGGAUUAUUAAAGGACUUUAACUAC